AUGGAAGAAAGUGAAUUGGGGGAGAGGGAAAACACUGUGCUCACACCCUUUGAAAAAGUCAUUUAUGAUAUGAGGAACAAUGAAAAAGUAAAAAAUGAACAGAUACUUGGAAAAAGAGUUGGAUUUUACCAGCUCCGUGGACAGAUUGGCAUUGGGAACUUCUCGAAGGUGAAGCUUGGAAUACAUUGCUUGACUAAAGAAAGGGUAGCAAUUAAAAUAAUGGAUAAAAAGCACCUAACACACAAGAGACGGGACCUGUUCAUAAAUGAAGUUCUAUGUAUGGAGCAACUUCAUCAUCCAAAUAUCAUCCGGUUAUACGAGGUGCUGGAGACACAUACUCGGCUCCACCUGGUCUUGGAGUACGCAGAAGGAGGGGAUCUGUUCACCAAGAUCUGCACACAGGGACGGCUCUUGGAACAUGAGUGUAAAUUUAUAUUUGUUCAGAUUGUAUCGGCUGUCAAACAUAUGCAUGAGAACAAUGUGGUGCAUCGGGAUCUGAAAGCAGAAAAUGUGUUUUAUUCAGCCACUAACCAUGUGAAGGUGGGUGAUUUUGGAUUCAGCGUCCUGUGUCCUGUGAAUGAACCCCUAAAUAUGUGUUGUGGCUCUCCUUCAUAUGCAGCCCCAGAACUAUUUAGAGAGAAAGGUUACUUUGGAAUCCAUGUGGAUAUCUGGGCUUUAGGCAUCCUAUUAUACUUCAUGGUGACAGCGACCUUGCCCUUCCGUGCAGACACCGUCAAGAAACUAAAAAAAUGCAUCUUAUUGGGGUCAUAUGCAAUUCCACCAUACGUAUCAGAUAUCUGCCAGAAACUAAUCCAUGGAAUUCUGCAACCCAUCCCGACAAACCGCUACACCAUAGCCAAUAUCCUGGACUGUCAAUGGCUGAGGGGGAUGCAGUGUCCAGAACCAUACCAACCAUUUCACUUGAGCCCAGAGCACCUAGCCGGUCAUCUCACCCUAAGUGAAGAGGAAAGGGAAGUGAAGAAAGCAUUGAGUGACUUGGGGAUCACAGAGGAACACAUCUACAAUAACCAUGACUGGGAAUCCCACAAUCCUAUUACUGGGACUUACCGCAUUAUUCUACACCAGAACCAGAAAAGAUAUAAUCCAGCAGGCUUUGCCAUGAUGAGCAACGUACCCAGAGCCAAAAGGCCGAAUGGAAGAAAAAGGCAGAAUUUCAGAGCACGUGUACAGAACUCAAAAAUGUGUUUGGUUCUAUAA
Molecule: messenger RNA, 1218 nt
Organism: Pristis pectinata (smalltooth sawfish)
Lineage: Eukaryota; Metazoa; Chordata; Chondrichthyes; Rhinopristiformes; Pristidae
Product: serine/threonine-protein kinase NIM1-like
Exons: 3
Coding region: 1-1218 (405 amino acids)
Biological process (GO): protein phosphorylation; microtubule cytoskeleton organization; intracellular signal transduction
Cellular component (GO): cytoplasm
Molecular function (GO): protein serine/threonine kinase activity; ATP binding; tau-protein kinase activity
Source: RefSeq, a predicted model, not a curated record